CGGCCUGAACGUACGUUUGUCAGUAAACUAGCUUGCUAGCUAACUUUCAGCUAACGUCAGUUUAGUUACAGAUGUCGGGAGCAGCUCGUUUAGAAAACGCAAAUCCCCUGAUCUUUCAGCGUUCGGGGGAAAGAUGUUUGACAGCUGAAGAAGAGGAUGAAAACGUUGCCGAUCCCAUUGAUGACAGGGAAAUCUUCGAUCUCAUCAGAUCCAUUAAUGACCCUGAGCAUCCGCUGUCCCUUGAAGAGCUAAAUGUGGUCGAACAAGUGAGAGUUCGCGUUAAUGAUCCAGAAAGUACCGUGUCUGUGGAGUUCACCCCCACCAUUCCUCAUUGUAGCAUGGCUACCCUGAUUGGUCUCUCCAUAAAAGUCAAACUCCUGAGGUCGCUACCAGACAGAUUCAAGAUUGAUGUGCAUAUAACUCCCGGUACCCAUGCCUCAGAGGAUGCAGUGAAUAAGCAGCUAGCAGACAAAGAGAGAGUGGCUGCUGCUUUGGAGAACUCUCAGCUGCUGGAGGUGGUGAACCAGUGCCUCUCUUCCAGAACCUGAGCACCCAGAGUGACCGCACCAGCAGUGGUUCUGUCAGCAGUGAUCCUCCGUUUGACCUUUGAACUCUGCUUUGGUUAUUUCAACAAAUUUUGUUCCAUACGAAAAUAAAUGUGUCACUACAUUCCUAAUGAAAUGGAGGGGUAAUGGUAGGAGUGGCACUGACUGGGAGAGAUGUGAUGCAUAAGCAGGUUUUCAUUGUUAAGACGCACAAGCAGUUAAUCAUAUUUAUCACGUAGUUCAUCAAUACUAUAAAGUAUUUGAAGUAUGCAAGUUCAGAAGAGUAUUCUAUUUGAUAACCAUGCCGUAACUGCAGUUUUCAGUUAUUUUAUAAUGUGCAUAUAGUUUGUUUUACUCUUUGCACUCAUGUUAUAUUAUAUAUUACAGGUUUCUAGUGAAACAAAGAAAGUUAAAGGAGGAGCUUUGUAAGUGUUAGUGAAAGUAAUUACUCCUGCACCAGCUACUGUAAUCACUGCUUAUCUAAUGUUUUUAUUUGCAGACAUGAUGCUAAUUCUUUCACAGGUUACUGUGGGUGUCUACAGACAAAUUGUUCUCCCAGUUACAAUUGAGAAUGUUGUUCCUCACACUGAGGCGAUGGCUUGUUGAACUUGAAACAUUCCAGUUCAGAUGGGAUGGGUCAGAGUCUCAGAAUGAACUGAAGCCUUGAGCUGGAUGAGUGAGUCGAGGUGUGGAUUUCUCUGGUGUUAGGUGUUUUGCAUGGGAGGAGUUUUGAUGUAAGACUCAGGUGAAGAGAGCUGGUGAGGUGAGUGGAAGUGCAGACACCCCGCUGGUACUGGGUGAGAUUUGUGGAGGAAGACUACGGUGCAGGGAGUUGGAGAGGAGAGUGGGGUGAUGGAACAGACUAUGAGCCUCAUUUUCCACCAACAUGACCUUUCCACCUUUUGUAUCCUGCCCUAGCUGUGAAAUGCAAUGGAUUACAACAGGCUACUGUCUAAAACAUGUCUUAUCCUUGCAAAAAAUAAACAGUUAUGCC
This is a messenger RNA of Megalops cyprinoides (Indo-Pacific tarpon), 1539 nucleotides long. It is a transcript of the gene ciao2b, whose product is annotated as cytosolic iron-sulfur assembly component 2B. NCBI's taxonomy places the organism in Eukaryota, Metazoa, Chordata, Actinopteri, Elopiformes, Megalopidae. The record is from RefSeq and is a predicted model, not a curated record. The transcript has 5 exons. Gene Ontology annotation, biological process: iron-sulfur cluster assembly. The coding region runs from base 72 to 548 and encodes 158 amino acids. Gene Ontology annotation, cellular component: cytosolic [4Fe-4S] assembly targeting complex.